GCAGGCACAGAGAUGGCAGAGAAGAAGCAGAAUCCAAUGCGCGAGCUGCGCAUCGAGAAGCUCGUCAUCAACAUCUCAGUCGGAGAGUCAGGAGACAGAUUGACCAGAGCGUCAAAGGUGCUCGAACAACUCACCGGUCAGACGCCCGUGACGUCCAAAGCACGCUACACCGUUCGAUCGUUCGGCAUCCGUCGUAACGAGAAGAUUGCCGUCCAUGUCACCAUUCGGGGUCCCAAGGCCGAAGAGAUCCUCGAGAGAGGAUUGAAGGUCAAGGAGUACGAGCUCAGGAACAGAAACUUCAGCCAGACCGGCAACUUUGGCUUCGGCAUCCAAGAGCACAUCGAUCUCGGCAUCAAGUACGACCCCGGAAUCGGUAUCUUCGGCAUGGACUUCUACGUCUGCAUGGGCAGACCAGGCGCCCGCGUCGCCCGCCGAAGACGAUGCAAGUCCACCGUCGGAGCAAAGCACAGAGUCACAAAGGACGACACCAAGGAAUGGUUCAAGACUCGCUUCGACGGCAUCCUCACCAACCGUGCCUCAUGAGCUCGCUCUCACGCAGCGAGCUCCAGAGUGUUGUACUUGCGCGCGCUCUUGCAAAGUUUCGCGC
Molecule: messenger RNA, 607 nt
Organism: Mixia osmundae IAM 14324
Lineage: Eukaryota; Fungi; Basidiomycota; Mixiomycetes; Mixiales; Mixiaceae
Exons: 4
Coding region: 13-543 (176 amino acids)
Biological process (GO): translation
Cellular component (GO): cytosolic large ribosomal subunit; ribosome
Molecular function (GO): RNA binding; structural constituent of ribosome
Source: RefSeq, a predicted model, not a curated record